Equus quagga is the source of this 687-nucleotide messenger RNA. Its product is annotated as zinc finger protein 709-like. The record is from RefSeq and is a predicted model, not a curated record. NCBI's taxonomy places the organism in Eukaryota, Metazoa, Chordata, Mammalia, Perissodactyla, Equidae. Gene Ontology annotation, molecular function: RNA polymerase II cis-regulatory region sequence-specific DNA binding; DNA-binding transcription factor activity, RNA polymerase II-specific. The coding region runs from base 1 to 687 and encodes 228 amino acids. The transcript is spliced from 3 exons. Gene Ontology annotation, biological process: regulation of transcription by RNA polymerase II.
AUGGAGGAGGCCUCUGACCCUGAUGGCAGUGAUGACUCGGUGGUCAUUGAGUUUGUGUCUGUGACCUUCACCCUGGAGGAGUGGGCUUUACUGGAUCCUUUACAGAAGAAACUCUACAGAGAUGUGAUGCAGGAAACCUUCAGGAAUCUGGCCUCAAUUGAAAAACAUGAAAGAAAUCACAAUGGAGAGAAAACCUAUAAGUGUCAGGAAUGUGGGAAAGCCUUUACGUGGCUCAAAACCCUACGAAGACACAUGAGAAUGCACACUGGAGAUGCUCCUUAUAAAUGUAAAGAAUGUGAGAAACACUUCAAUUGUUCUAGUUCACUUCAAGUACAUGAAAGAACCCACACUGGAGAGAAACCGUAUGAAUGUGCAAAAUGCAGUAAAGCGUUCAGUUGUCCCAGUUCUCUUCAAAGACGUGAAAAAACUCAUACUGAGAAGAAACCCUAUGAAUGUAAGGAAUAUGGGAGAGCCUGCAGAUAUUAUACCUCCUUACAGAUGCACGAAAGGACUCACACAGGAGAGAAACCCUAUGAAUGUAAGCAACGCAGGAAAGCCUUCAUUUGUCACACAAACUUUCAAAGACACUUGAGAACGCACACUGGAGAGAAACCAUAUAAAUGUGCGGAAUGCGGGAAGGCCUUCUGUGAUCCCGGUACUUUCCAAAGGCAUGAAAGGACACACUAG